Molecule: messenger RNA, 6325 nt
Organism: Blastomyces dermatitidis ER-3
Lineage: Eukaryota; Fungi; Ascomycota; Eurotiomycetes; Onygenales; Ajellomycetaceae
Product: mitochondrial AAA ATPase
Exons: 3
Coding region: 3025-5946 (973 amino acids)
Cellular component (GO): mitochondrial outer membrane
Molecular function (GO): ATP hydrolysis activity; ATP binding
Source: RefSeq, a predicted model, not a curated record
CGACUAUUUUUUUUUUUCCUUCUCCCGCAUUCCAUCUUCUUCACUCCCCAACAAUGCUGAUAUCUUUCUCACCACGGACAAGACCAUGUUGUUAUGAAAAUUAUGAUAAUGUCUCGCAGCACUUUAUUGAUGCUCUACUAAUGUAUUCAACACGGGAUGGAUGGGACCCGUGUACUGGCUUGUAGCCAAUGAUUGAUGGUUUCACAUUGAAAUCUUCAGAUGCUUUCAACUAACUACAGGGUUUCGUUUUUCUUCUCCCAAUACAAUCUCUAAAAGAGUCUCUAAUGCAUAUAUUACGUUUCGCGUUGGCUAAACGUCAGCCUUGAUAUUUAUCACACACCUUCUUGAAGGCUUGAAGAGGGUAAUCACUGAGAUAUAAGCAGGAUCAACAUGCAAUUGUUGGCAUUUCUAAAUCAUAAAAUAGUUUAGUUAUUGCAGCAAUAUGAUUUUUGUUCAUAGUUUCCAUCGAAGAGUUCAUUUUUCAAAUACUCCCUCUGGGCUUUUUGGGGUUUCAAGUCGUGAAAUUUUUUUAUCACAUCAAAUAAAAUGUGUUCUAGAGAAAUUCACGUAAUUAGCUUGAGGUAAUAACUGCCUAUUCGCGGAAAUACCCCAAACAUCUAUAUGUAUAUAUUCUCGAGGCUGUGGAAAAGGCGGCCUGGAAAAAGAUAGAAAACUCUUUGGAAUAUGCAAAAUAAAUCUCUGAUAUUGAACGUGGGUGUGUCGAGAUGGAUAGGUACGAUUAGAUCCCAUUAUGAAGAUUCACAUCGAACAUCAAGUAUUCAAGAAGCUAUAUACACUAAGGCUAACAAAACAACCAAAGAAAAAAGAGGGAGGAACGAAACCAAUCGGUCUCAAAGAGGUAUGAAAAUCCAUCAAAUAUGCAAUCUGAGAAAUCUGUACCCUCUCAAGCUCUUAAGCUCUCAAGUAUAUUCCCAUUCCGUCUAUAUGUUCCUUAAAACCGAAUCAAUACCGCCCGGCCGGCGGCGAGGCGGAGAGCUCUGCUAUAGGAGCGGCAGAAUUAUCGGGCAGCUCCGCCACGUGGGCCCAGUUAGAGUGACUGCCCGCAUCCUUCUCUACAACGGAAAAAGGGGGUGGCGGCGGGUAGCCGUCUGGCGAUGUUGGUUUGGAAUCGAGCUCGCUGGGACUGGGGUGGUAUUCGUGUUUUUUCGUCGGCGCGAAUUGCGCCGGUUUUUCUGGCGGUGGUGGGGGGAGAGGAUUAUCAUAACUGUUGACUGGAGGUGCGGUAUCUGUCUUAGUUCGACGUCGACGGUAGGCUAGGAAUCCAAAGGCGGCUAGGACGCCGACGCCUGCGCAUACCCCAAUCGCUGUCCCGGCAAUUGCUCCUCCGGACAUUGAUGAGCCCCCCUCUGACGGCCCCGGCGAUGCUGCUUCUGGGUCCUCUUGAUCUGUUGGUGAUGGACCGGGUGUCACAUCAGUCCCCUGCGCUGUGAUACUACCCUGAGUAGAGAGCGUUGUGGGUUCGGCAGUUGUAGCAGUUUCUCCAGUCUUUCUUGAGGUAGAGGUCUCAUUGGCAGUUGGUACAGGCUUUUUUGAGGACUUGCUAUCCGUUGCUGUGGGGUCAUUUUUCUUCGAUGUUGUCGUCGUCGCCGACGGCAGCCGCUUCGACGCCCUGUUGUUACCAUUGCCGUCGAUCGUGUCGAUGAGAUACGACCUCACCCACGGCUGGCCUAAGUUCCUGGGACCCCAGACCAGACACGACCAGCCGUUUUCGUCCUGGCACUUAUCGUCGGCGAACAUAUGAACGCAAAAUUCCGUGCCUUGGGGAUCAAAUUUGUACUGCUUCCCUUUUGACAUAUUGAUCUCCGAACAACCUUUUGUAGUUCUGCCCGUAUGGAAAUGUUCUGCAUUGUUUGCAUCGUGCCAAAGCAAGGUCCACGCAUGAGACACGCCGACCAGGAGGAAGAUAUUGAAAGUGAAAAGUAGUAGAGAUUUCAUUGGGAAAGAGAGGCAGCUGCAAGGAGGCAGCGCUGUGCAAUGCAGCUUGGGGGUGUUGAUCAAAAGGACAUAGGACGGCGGCAAUAGACCUCUUCCAGCAAGCCGACCUCAAUAAAAUCGCCUGAAGGCUUCUGGAGAUCGAAGAAGAAUGGCCUUUCUCCGUUAAUUUGGACGAUUUGAAGCGGUAAUCCUAAGGUAUCAUUGUUGGGAGGGCAUUCGAAUCACGAAUGACAACUCGAUGGUAAAUAUUUUCAUGGGGAAGUUGGCGAUUGAGCCAUGUCAAAUGGAGAGGGAAUUCCACUUAUCAAGCGUCCCCAAAGACCAACUGUAGUUAAACGGGGAGCCCGUGUUUUUCGUAUUCCAGCCGCACUAGUUUGCGACGGAGCCUUGUCCUUGGCGGGUGAUAGCGAAAUAUACGACCCAAGGCGAUUUCCCCCCCGUAUUCAAGCAACGGUUGGAAGGGUUCCACAUGCAGAAAAUCAUGAACAAAAAUAAUCAACGCCAUCAGCCCAACUGCGCUUAUGAGGGGGGAGAUGAGGCUGAUUUAUAAGUUAUAGGGUUAGUGAGGAGCUCAUUAAGCUAGCAGGAGGCAAGCUUCAGAUACCAUCGUCGGUGUCAUUUUUUCCAUCCUCUGGGGGACACAGCAAGGUGUCCUCACUCUGGUUCAUCUAAGAACAGGCAAUCCAAAGAAGCCUGAACCCAUGCCACGACAUGAACAUGGAUGCGAUGAAGUCAAGUCGGAUCUAUUCCAGGUUGACCGUAUGUUGGAUGUUGGAUUAAACCUUGCUCCAAUGCCCGCUCGCUGCCGGACUAACAAUUCUCCGCCCCCUGGAUUCUAUGCAAGCUUAGUCAGCCGCCGUAUCAAAAAAUAUCCAGUUUAUCACCAACCUGCGUCAGACGAAAAUCCUCGAUAUAUUUAGGAGAGAUUGAAAGCACCCAAACCACCCGGCAUUGUCAUCAAUCAUUCGUCUCGUGCUGUUUCCAACACGAGCUCGCAUGUUUUUAGACGUUCCUUUUUUCCUUCACUACCGCUAGACCCGGUGGCGGCGGCUCAAAAUUCAGCCCUGCAUGCAUUCCUCUAUUCAAUGCCGGCUGCUGUCAGUCCGUCAGGCAUAUCUGAAAGCGCCAUGCCGGAUUAUUGGUCGUCGAAGACUCCCCUAUAUUACUCGUACUUUUCAUGCCUCCUCGCCCUCUCGCUUUAACCCUAACGACCCUCCACCUUCCGUCGACCCUACCCUCAGUAACAAUACUUCCAACACGAACCAAGAUUCUGAAGGCCACACCUCACCAAAAGAGAAUGCGGAGACGGUAAAGCCUGAAGUGCCACCAACGCCAUCUAGGAAACCACAAGGUCCCUAUGGCUCCGCUGUUCGCCGCGCCACAAGGAAUAGGAGACCUCGAGAACAAACACGUAACGUCGCUAUCGUUCCGGAUUGGUUCCGUGAACGGAACGUGGUAGCUCAAGAUACCACCGUUCAGAUUGCGGUACCAACAAACCACGACGUGGAGCUAGAGCCAUUGUCUCGUGAUCUAGAAGAAGUGGUGAACAAACUUGCUCAAGGCGGCGAGGGCGGUGAGAAUGGUGGUUCCGGAGGUCCAUCCGCCGCCGGCGCUCGUUAUCGCCUAGCUCUAGCCGUUUGGGACGAGCUAUGUGCAUCUGCUAGGGCGGGACUUAAUUUACCAGCGUCUCGAUACAUUGAUGAACCAUCGGCGACCAAAUCGCAUUUGGUCCUGCAGUAUCCUGGAGAUGGAGGGAUUUUCUUUCUCGACGCUGUUGUCAAGAAGUUGGCGGCAAAUCUUAAGACCAAUCUAAUAACGCUAAACGCGCAAGAUAUUGCUGAACUCUACGCAGAACAGGAUCAAGCGGAGGCCGGGGUCCCUAGCUCUAUUGCAUCGAUGGGAUAUGAAGUUUACCAGUCAAGGAGAGCUUCAAACCCUAAAGAACUUGAGGAAGAAAUGGAAGAGGGAGAUGAGGAUGAUAGCCAUUCAGCCGAAGAGGAGGAUCCAGACAUAAUACCCAGCCGAAGACAAGAUCGUGAGACUUCAUUCACCCGAACGAUUCCUUUGACAAGUAUCCGUGGCUCGGACUUCCUGCAAAACCUCCUGGGGGCUCGGGGUUCCGUAGGUAUGGCCAAGGUGAUUAUUCCACGCCCUCAGCGCGAAGACUUAGAGUCCAGAGAAGAGCUCAGAUGUCUACGCAUUGCCAAUGAACUCCUUUCCAUCCCCUGCAAGCAUCAACCAAAACCACCACCCGCGCCGGAAGGCCAGAAAGCGUCCGAGUCAGCUCCCGAGUCAGUUCCCGAACCAAUCCCUGAACAAGCCAAGACUACUACAUUCAGACCAGAUCUUAUCGUUCAAGUUCAAGACUACAAAGAUAUACAAAACACCCGCAGCGGAUCCAUAUUUCUUCCCCUUCUUCAUAAAGCAGUUCAAUCUAAGAGACGGGAAGGACAGAGGGUUAUAAUCAUCGGCACUGUCUCCGGAAAGCAGCCGGAAUAUCCUCUUGGGAAAUCGUAUCCCAAACUUGUACAGAGAGACUUCAACGACGAGUUUGCCAGAACAAUUGUUGUUACCCCUGCAAUGAGCCCACAGGUGGUCGAGACGGUAUUUUCAGAAGACAUGAAGCGAAGAACCCUUGAGAUCAACGUGCGCCACCUGCAGAAUAUGCUGAGGGUUAGAUUAAACGAUCCGCAACUAGUAGACACAAGCCUCCUCCGCGGCCCAACCUGGCCUCUGGACACUGCCGCCAUCGCAAGCUCCGGUCUUGAUGACGGAUAUUGGUCCUUUGACCGUGUUCACCGGGUUGUGUCGCUUGUGUUGGGUGGUGUAGAAGGCACCGGAAAACUUGAUCUUCAGCACAUACAACGCAGCAUCGAUCUUGUGGACAAAAGCGAUCGAGCAAAGGGAGACUGGCUCGCUGAGAAGUAUCCCAAGGUAAAAGCUACGUCGACAGAACCGGACCGGGAAAGUCUCUUGAAGCAGUUACGGAAGACAUGUAACACUCAUGAGAAAAAGCUACUUAACGGCGUCGUCGACGCUGAAAGCAUCCGCACAACUUUCGAUGAUGUCCACGCACCCCCGGAUACAAUCGAGGCUCUCAAAACGCUCACUUCUCUCUCGCUGAUCAGACCCGAUGCGUUUACUUAUGGUGUCCUUUCUACCGAUAAAAUCCCUGGCUUGCUACUCUAUGGCCCCCCAGGAACGGGGAAAACGAUGUUGGCCAAGGCCGUCGCGCGACAAAGUGGUGCCACUGUGCUCGAAGUCAGCGGCUCCGAAGUUUAUGAUAUGUAUGUGGGAGAAGGGGAGAAGAAUGUGAAAGCCAUCUUCACAUUAGCCAAGAAACUCAGUCCCUGCGUCGUUUUCAUCGACGAGGCAGAUGCCAUCUUUGGUUCUCGAGUUGCAGCCAGCACACGAACAACACAUCGAGAACUAAUAAAUCAAUUCCUACGAGAGUGGGAUGGCAUGAACGAGCUCUCCGCCUUCAUCAUGGUAGCCACGAAUCGCCCCUUUGAUCUUGACGACGCUGUCCUCCGACGACUCCCCCGGCGUCUCCUGGUAGACUUGCCCACCGAGCAAGAUCGUUUAUCAAUCCUAAAGAUCCAUCUCAAGGAAGAGCAAGUGGACCCUUCAGUGGAUCUUGCCGAGCUAGCCAGCCGAACGCCUCUCUACUCCGGCUCGGACCUGAAAAAUAUGUGCGUUGCAGCAGCUCUAGCAUGCGUCAGAGAGGAAAAUGCGCUCGCAGUCAAGCACACAGGCGAGGAGCCGUACAAAUAUCCCGAACGACGAACCCUCACCAAAGCCCAUUUCGAGCGUGCCAUGGAGGAGAUCAGCGCGUCGAUUAGUGAGGAUAUGUCGUCUCUUUCCGCCAUAAAGAAGUUUGACGAGAAAUACGGAGACCGCAAGGGGCGGCGCAAAAAGAGUGCUGGAUGGGGAUUUGCAGCUCCUGGCGAGGCGCAGAAGAGCACGGAGACUGGACGAGUGAGAGAGUGAUUAUUAGGGGCGCCAAGGCAGGCAGGGAAACUCUGGGACAUAUACUUCCAUGGGUAUUACCACGGAUUUACUUGGAAUUUUGAUUUGAUUUCGUUUUAUGUUGUCAGUGGGCUGUGGUUGCGUUUCAUUUUCAUUUGCUGGUGCACACAUAUAGAGUCCUCUUUGUAAAAUUAAUGAUAGACAUGUACUUCUAGUUUGACUUCUAUUUUAUUUUUCUUAAGCCCAAAGAAAAUAGACGAAUAGCGUUAUUUCCUUCAUACAUCCUACUUUAUUUUUCGCCAACCGUAAGGUUUGAUGCAGGAGGCGCUGGGGUGUGUCAUGUGAGCAGGAUGGCCUUUUACGGGGUUUUCGCGGGGAAAAACCAUAUAGAUGAAUCUAC